GAAGAUGCGCGUCACGGCCUGCGCGUCCAAAGGCUUCGGCUCAUCUAGCACUCCCGCACAGGACCCGGGCUCGUCUAACCCCCGACGGCAAGCGCGCCAUGACCAAGGCUCCCUUCUCCGUGGAGUGGCUGUCCCAGAGCAGCCAAGCCACCAACCACGCCCGGAGCAGGGAAGGAGCCAGCCCAACAGCGUCUUCGACCUUCCCCGACGGCAUCCGGACCCAGCAGAACGAGCCUCCGUCUAACUGCCGGUCUGCCGGGAGAGAACGAAGGCCGGUCGGGGAAAAAGUCGACCCCAGGGGCCACGAACCGCCUUCUGAACAUUUCCCUUCGCUCCAGAAGAAAGUGGAUUCCUCCUCGACGUCAGCAGAGGCGUCUGAGGCUCCCAAGCGGACGUGGAGUGCAACGGAGGCCAGCUCGGACGGCGAAGGGAGCCUCUCGGAGGGCCAGACCCCAGAAGAGGGCAGCGGUAGUAGAAGCACCAACAGCCGCCGCUUGCGCACCGCUUUCAGCGUGGAGCAGAUCAGCACCUUGGAGAACUCCUUUAAGCGUCACAGGUACUUGGGCGCCGCAGAGAGACGCAAACUGGCCAGUAAGAUGCAACUCUCCGAAGUGCAGAUCAAGACUUGGUUCCAGAACCGACGGAUGAAACUGAAGCGUCAGUUGCAGGAGAUAAGACCCGAACCUUUUCAUGCAGUGCCAUUUUACAGCCCCCUCCCUUUUGGACCUCAGAGUGGGCCUGUGUCCUAUGUUUACUCUCCACACCAGCAUACUUUCACUGGGAGGGAAGCUGUUCCUUCUGGCAUCCCCUUCCCUCCAAUGCCAGCUCCAACUCUGGAUCCCAGAACCAACUCUGGAGGGCAACCUGGUGCUCUCUGGCCAAUGCCCAUGCCCUACUUUAUAGGAUGCCAGGACCCUAGAACUGUCUUCCUGCCCCUCUGAGUCAAUCGUCAGGGAUGCUGCUGACCCACAGAAGGAUUUGCACUAAAGCCUGCUCUUCCAGAGCUAUAUUUAUAGCUACCGAGAUCCCUGGAUACAUAGGCUUUGAAUAUAUUUUGCACAGAGAUAUAAAUGGGUGAGUGGGAAAGUGGGGUGAAAAUAAAUAACUACAAUGUGGUUUUUUUAAAAAAGCUAAUUCAUUCAGCAAGACCUUACUGGGUUUUGACAUUUAACGAGGGCUUGACACAGACCAGCUUCAAGCUGCCCCUUAAAUUUAGGUCAUGUCAUUGGGCAGAACAGCAACAUCUGGAGAAGCCUGAUAUAAAAUUAGACAAGAGCCCAUCUCCUGUGAUCGAUUUAGCAUGAUCAGCUUAUGCUUGAUUUAGGGCUUGAUAGUGUGUUGUUCGGAGAGUUGUGCAAUAAUAGCAUCAGAGAGAUGUUAAACACUGUGAUUAACUUACUUCUUUGUAAGGGUGACCCUGAGAACAUUGAUGUGCCAUAAAAUUCUGGUGUUCAUUCACAACCCACUGAUAAAGUUGUCUGUGUUUGCAGUGCAAUAUAUUGUACUUUAUCAAUAUAUUGCUCUUUAUGAUAAGAUGUAAGCCAUAAGCUAAUUCAAAAUGCUUUCUGCAUUAAUAGGUAUGUUUUUAGCCGGGGUUGGGUGGGGAUUGGACUUUUUUUCCAAUAUCAAAUACAGAAAAUAACUGGAACCAUUAAUUUUGGUAAAGAUGUAUGCAUGUGCAGAAUUAAUCAGAUAUAUACUAUUAGUAUAUAGAGCCCUUAACAGCCUGGAACCACUUUAUUCUUUACCUAGAAUUUUAAUUUUGUUGGGUAAACCACUUAGAGGUUUUAUUACAGUCAAGCAGUGCAUUUCGUUUUUUCAAAAGCAGCUAUAUAAUUUUAACAUUUGUCUAGUGCUUUCAGAUAUUCACAUGCAUUACCUAGUUGAAAUGCUAACAACAAUCCUGUAAACAAGAUCCAUGGGCAAAAUGUGCCUCCAGACCUCUCUGGCACUUGGGACUUUCCCCCAGGCCUCAACCCAUCCCUAGUCACACAUCCUCUCCCCAGGCAUGUUUGGCACAUUCCUUUGCUGUUUUUGCCUGGCUGGAAUGUGUCUAUGAACUCUGAUCAUGUUUUUUGCUUCCUUGGAUGGAGGAAAGAGGUUUCUCUGUGUGUAUGUGUAGAAACUAGCCUAAUGUACAAGGGUAACAUUCACUUGUUCCUCUGCCUAUGUGUUCCUCUGGCUCUGCUCCCCAUGGUCAUGGGGCCUCCAGAAAGGCUGAAAAGGAGUCCCCAGUCCAGGUUAUUGUUCCCCAUAUAGCAGAUGAAGACUGAGGGAACUUGCCACAUGCAUUUUUAUAAAAUCCUUAUGAUACAGUGGUACCUCGGGUUACAGACGCUUCAGGUUACAGA
Molecule: messenger RNA, 2351 nt
Organism: Podarcis muralis (Common wall lizard)
Lineage: Eukaryota; Metazoa; Chordata; Lepidosauria; Squamata; Lacertidae
Biological process (GO): regulation of DNA-templated transcription
Molecular function (GO): DNA binding; DNA-binding transcription factor activity, RNA polymerase II-specific
Source: RefSeq, a predicted model, not a curated record